Procambarus clarkii (red swamp crayfish) is the source of this 3321-nucleotide messenger RNA. Its product is annotated as acyl-coenzyme A diphosphatase FITM2. Gene Ontology annotation, molecular function: coenzyme A diphosphatase activity. Gene Ontology annotation, biological process: lipid droplet organization; phospholipid biosynthetic process; lipid storage. Gene Ontology annotation, cellular component: endoplasmic reticulum membrane. The record is from RefSeq and is a predicted model, not a curated record. Lineage: Eukaryota; Metazoa; Arthropoda; Malacostraca; Decapoda; Cambaridae.
CGUCGUCUGCCGCUGCUGAAGGAGCCGCAGACGACGCCCCACCACACAUGACCCUCCUCACACCGCCUUUAAAUAUACUAAUGCAUUUCAAACUGCAGCUCGUGCUACAUCUGUGCUACAAUUACUGUAGCUACGAGACGGCGUGUACUGGGAACCAGAGCGUGUACUGACGCGCCUCAUCAUGGACCAGGGACCCUCUGCCCGAAAUAGAUUUGGCUGCGGGCGACAGUGACAGUGACUGUGUGUAUAUAGUUCCCUUGUGGCCCCUGGCGAGGGUUAGCAAGUCCUGCAGAGCCUCGAGCGCCCGCCAGGAUGCCCACGGCAAGCUCCUCAGCGUCAAAGAAGACCCGGCCCGUCCACCAGACACAGAGGUCCCCGAAGUCCCCCAUCGAGAAGGGUCGGUGGGCCAGCAAGGGCACCAAGCCCCUGCCUGAGCAAGCCUCUGUACAGCAAGUCUUAAGUCUCAUUGUCGUUCAUGGCUGUCGCAAAGUCCUUUUUAUCCAAACCGAAGUCAAAAUAACCUUGUAUUCCAUUGGACUUUUCUUUGGGUCACUUUUGUGUGAUUUCCUUCCAUUACCAAAAGCGUAUAUGGGUCAGAGAGAUAAUAUAUUUAAUGUGUAUUUUGUUAAAGUUGGUUGGGCUUGGAUGAUUCUGGUGGUGGGAGCCUUUAUUCUCUUAACGAGUGCCACGAUCGGCUGCGGCCAUCGAGAGGUGGUCAAGAGACACAUGUCGAGACUAAUUGUCGGUACGUGUUUGUGGUACUUCUGGAGCCAGUGGUUCUUCACCUUUAUUGAAAACCGAACCGGUUCGUGUCUGGGGAAAGCGAUAAUAAGAAACAAGUACGACUGUAACGCUGGAGGCUUCCACUGGCAUUCAUUCGAUAUAUCAGGGCAUGCCUUCCUGCUUGUCUAUAUCAACUUGUUUAUUGUGGAGGAAGCCAAGGCGAUUGUGGGUUGGGAGGGAAUUCGUGACCAAAUACGAAUAGAGCGCCACAAUCGUGGAGAAAGUCAAAUUGACCCCAAUGAAAAUAAGACACCUUUGGAGAGUCUUUCAGAAGAAGAAAUGGUUGUUCUAAAGUUGAACUACGACCAGUUUACACCAUAUAUCCGGGGCAUCUUUUGCAUCAUGACACUUAUGAGUAUCUUGAGUGAUGUAAUGUUGGCGUGCACGAUCAUUUUCUUCCACACCAUGCCACAGAAGGUUGCCGGGGGUGCUAUUGCCAUAGCAACAUGGUUCUUAACAUAUAGGGUAUGGUUCAAAGGGGAUUCAUCACCUGGUUUACCUGGCUCGGGUGUGUUCCAAUAUCAGAACUUAAAAGAGAAAGUUAAAGAAGUUCCAGCCAGAAGACGUUCUUCACUUUGCAAGGAACACAAAGAUGGUUUACCAACUUUCAUGGGAAUGCCUUUAUAUGGCCUGAAAAAAGAGAAAGAGGAAAAGAAAAAAGAAUUAGAACGAGAGGAGGAUAAAGCGGGCUUGGAAGAUGUAGUUGACCCAGCUGAUCUGCGUAGCUUCAGGAAUGGAGCGUUUGGUGACACUGGUCCUAGUAGGACUUGGAGAAGGUAAUUUUUUUUAAUUAGUCUUCUAAUAAGGGUGUUUAGCUACUAUAUGGCAAUAGGUAAUGGUAGCUUUGCUAAAAUAAGAUGAACAAUGUGUAAUUUUUCCUAUUCUCCAACAUGUAUAGUACAGUACAGUACUAUAUUUAAAAAAUGUUAUUCUAGUCAAUUAUAUAUUUUUCGUGUAAGCAGGCAUUGUGAGUAUUAUUUAGUUAAAAUUUUCAAUAAUUUUAUUUUAUUAAACUAAAAAUACACAAUUAAAUUUUAUGGCAAACAAAAGGGCAUUUGUUGUAUGCCCAAUGUAAGCAGCCCAAUAAAUUACUUGCAGUACUGUAUAUAGUUACAGGAUAUACAAGAAUCUCUCCCUGCCCUAUGUUGCAGGUUAUAUUAAAGGAAGUUUUUCUAAGAGAACCUUCAACCAACGUAAGUCUACCCUUUUUGUGAGCAGUAUGUAAUGUCAAAUUAUGAUUUUAAAAGAUUUUAAAAUUUUGGAAAGGAGCCAAAAUUAAUUUUUUUUGCUUUUGUAAUACCUUUCUUGAAUGGAAAAUUUAAGGAGUUUGUCUUUUUGAUGGGUAUUUUGAUUAGUGACAGCACACUAGAGCCGUGUAAUUUUACAAACGGUAAUAGAUGCUGAUAGUGCAUUAUAAUACCAUGCUUUGAUGCCUUGGUUCCACUUCAUUUGUCUUAUACUCCCUGAAUCAUAGAUCAUUUUAUUUGUACAGUUUACUCAUUAUUAUACAGUAUGUAUCGAGUGCAAACCUGUAAAUGAACAUAUAAUUAUACACUGGUUACUUUUGUGAACGUGAUGUGUGGGCUUUGACCAAAUGGGCUAUAGCAUUGGUCAUGUUUUAAGGUAAACUGAACAAAUGGCAAUCUUGUAUUUUCGUAUAAAUGAGUUUCAUCAUAUGUUCCUUGGCCAUGUAUGAAUAGUAACCACCAGAUAUGGAGUCAUAUUGGCUCUUGUUUUAUGCACAUACGUUAUUACAUUUAUAAUUUUGGUUGCUGAUCCAGUAUAUUGCAAAGCAGCAUUUUACAGCCACUGCAAUAUCCAGAACCUUUCAACAGAAGGUGAAAUUACUUUUUUAAACUAUAUAUAUAUAUAUAUAUAUAUAUAUAUAUAUAUAUUUUUUUUUACAGUACAGAAAACUAAUGCUAGUUACUUGCCCGUAUUUGUAAAACUGUAAUUUCAAAGUUUGUCAUGAUAUCUGCCUCAUCCCUUGUCUUUCAUGGCUAGUAAAUAAUGUUCUUAAUAUAGUGGUGAUUUCUUUCAAAUUUGUUUGGCAUUAAAUGUCCUGUGAUACACCAGUUCGGUCUUAAUCUCUACCAAUUUCUUUUUUCACUUAUAAAUAAUGUCAUUUACAAAACUUUUCACUAUUGGUAUUUCUAUUUUCACAAAUCUGCUCUACUCGUACGAAUCCUCAACAAGAAAGUUCCGUGAGUAUGUUGGCCAAUGUCUAGCAUACACAAGAACUGUGCAACUUGCAAUUAACUUUUCCAAAGUGAUGUGAUGUAAUACAAUAUGUAUUGAACUUUAUAUGCAAGUGUUUAGAGAUGUGAUAGUAAACUAACAUAAUCAGGGUCAGUAUUAAUAAAAUAAGAGAUUUGUUGCUAUGAAAAUUAUAAAUGGUUGCUCAGUGGAGUGUUGCUUAUAUAUUUAGUUUUUUGUAAUUUUUGUUAGCAUUUUAUUACAAUUUUCAUUUGAACAACAAUAUAUUUAAAUGAAUGUAAAGAUUUUGACACUUUUAAUACAGAUCUUACUCGCCUAAAA